Drosophila ficusphila is the source of this 1915-nucleotide messenger RNA. RefSeq lists its product as uncharacterized. Lineage: Eukaryota; Metazoa; Arthropoda; Insecta; Diptera; Drosophilidae. The transcript is spliced from 5 exons. The coding region runs from base 240 to 1910 and encodes 556 amino acids. The record is from RefSeq and is a predicted model, not a curated record.
UUAGUUUUUCCAGGGUCAGAAAUUACAGUUUUUGUCGGCAAAAUCAACGUUGUGGCCCAGUGUGCGCCGGCGAAGAUACUUCUCUCGCGGAAUCCGAAAUCCGAACACCGAUUGAGUGUAGAGAGAAUGUAGAAAGCGCAGUUGAGAGGUUCCCAACACAAUCCGUCUCUGUUGACCAUUCAGAUACAAUUCGGCGGCGUUCGGCGACGGUAGCGAUUCGGUAGAGUAACAUCAGCGAUAUGGCGAGGAAUCUGGAAGAUAACCUGAACCAGGCGAACGGCAGCUACGUUAACUUCGAUUCACACCGCAAGGAGUACACGGACCACUACAAUGCACUGAGGAACAAGAUAUACACCGAGUUUAAGGCAUCGGGGGUUCUGGGCAAGCUGCUCAAUGGAUUCACACUGGGCGGCGGCUAUGGCGAUAACUUAAAGGUGUCGAUGCCCGACGAGUUCGAUCUGGUGAUUCACCUGGUGUUUCCCGAGAACGACAGGAUCAUCGUGACGGCCGACUCCAGCUUCAGGGGCAACGUGAUCUUAGACAUGACCAAGGUGCUGGAGACCAUCUGCAAUCAAGAGCACAACAAGGCGGUCUUCGAUCUCCUCAAGAAGAUCGUGAACCGCAAGAAUCAGCUGCUGGAGGACAAGCUGCAGAGCUUCUUGCAGGGCGUGAUGACCCAAACGCUCAACAAGAUGGGCAACCAGAUCGAAGUGGGCGGCGAGGUCUCGCCCCUUCAGUACAAGAAGUGCGGACCCGCCCACACGAUCUUCGUUAAGGGUCGGUAUGAGUACUCCGUGGACUUCGUGCCGGCCAUCAAACUUUCGGCGGCACAGUGCGUUUUGGCCCCGGAGCAGAGGAAACACUUCGGUGGCACUCCCUUCUGGGACGCCGUUCCCAAGCCGAUGAAGCCAGCCAAAAACGAGAACCCCUCCUUCCGAGGCUCGUACUACGAUGCCGAGCGGAGGCUGCUCCAUGACAAGAACCACCUGAAGAACGCCAUCCGGCUGCUGAAGCAGCACCGAAACACCAAGAACAACAUGGGCAACCUGAAGAGCUACUUCAUCAAGACGAUUUUCCUGUGGGAAGUGGCCAAGCAGGACGGCAGUUACUGGAAUAAACCGGUCAAAGAUAUAAUGACCGAGACGCUGGACAAGUUGCGUAAUAACCUAUCCUUGUCCUCGAAGAAGGGCAAGCUGCUCUUCUUCUGGGAUCCCAAGCUGGACAUGAUCGCCCAUCUGACCGACAGCCAGCGACAGGACAUGGUGAACUGCGUGGUCAAGUUCCAAUACAUUUGCCUUCGAGCCGAUGCCAAUCUCACCGGCGACAUAAAAAACAAUGUGCAUUGCUCCUUCAGCAACGGCAAGGAGAAAGGGCCAGAAAACAAAGCUCCCAAUGGUCAGGGCAAGAAGACCAAUCCCCAACCAGUUCAGGAAAGUCAGAAGAAGGUUGUAACUACCCAAGCGGAAGCUAAGCCCAAACGGAAGUUGGAUCCUGCUUCUACCAAAUCCAAUUCCACUUCAAAGGAGCACUUGAAAACGGACUCGGCUUCACUCAAACCAAAUUUAAAACCCAGUGAGCAGAAGAAGUCCGUGGAGGUUCUUAACGGAACCAAGGAGAAGGUGACUCCUGCUCCAGUUAAACCAAACCCAAAAACCAGUGAGCAGAAGAAGCCCUUGGAUGUUCUUAUCGGAACCAAGGAGAAGGUGACUCCUGCUCCAGUCAAACCAAAUCCAAAACCGAACGAGCAAAAGGCGCCCAAAGGGGUUCAGCCUAACCAGGCAACGAAGAAGGAGCAGCCUGCCAUGAAUCGCAAUCCGAAUGAAAAUGGAGCGAAGCCAAAGACCACCGACUCGAAAACUGAGCCUCCAUCGAGCGAGAAAAAGGAGCAGUCCAGUUGCUUGGUAAACUAGUUUCA